This is a messenger RNA of Vicugna pacos (alpaca), 1347 nucleotides long. Lineage: Eukaryota; Metazoa; Chordata; Mammalia; Artiodactyla; Camelidae. The record is from RefSeq and is a predicted model, not a curated record.
GAGGAAGGUGACAGGUGGAGAUUUCCUGAGGAGAGCUGUGAUUCUUGUGAGGCUCCCCUCUCUUGCUCAUGGCAUACCUUUUACAGAAGUCUUGUGUGAAUUGUGUUUUCCAUGCCCCUUUUGGGAUAUGUCAGUGCUCUGCUUGCCCCUAUUUUCCUUAACUUUAUUUUUUCACCAGAAUGUCCCUCUUCCAGUGGAAAGCCCAACCACGCAGACAUCUUGCUCAUAAACUUACAGUAUGUUUCAGAAGUGGAAAUAAUUAAUGACCGAACAGAAACCCCUCCUCCCCUAGCUUCACUCAAUGUUAGUAAGCUUGCCAGCAAAGCACGGACAGAGAAGGAGGAGAAGCUGAGCCAGGCCUAUGCAAUCAGCGCUGGUGUCUCCCUAGAGGGCCAGCAGCUCUUCCAGACCAUACACAAGACCAUUAAAGACUGUAAAUGGCAAGAAAAAAACAUCGUAGUCAUGGAAGAAGUUGUUAUUACACCCCCAUAUCAAGUGGAAAACUGUAAAGGCAAAGAGGGGAGUGCACUGAGCCAUGUACGCAAAAUAGUAAGUAAAGGAGCCAUGAAACCUUAGGGAGAGGAUGAUUCCUUGGCCUUCACCCCUCCAGCAUCAGGGCAGGACAUUAUGUCGCAAUCCCUGCCCUUUCUGACACAGUCUGCAAGCAGCCCUGCCUAAUUACCCUGCCUCCCCACACUGUGCUGCUCUGCAUCCAUGGCUUGGACACUCGGAUGGGGAUGGAACCACUGGGCAGUGUGGAAUAAAGUGAAUGGUCAAUCCCAUGUCCUCUGCAGUGUGGCUUUUUGAAAUUAGCCAGACCAUUCCAUGGUACUGGGCCUGAGCAGUUCCUCUCAUCCCAGACUGCUCAGGAAGGGCUGGUUGGUGUACAUCAGUUGCUGUUGGUGUCUGUGACCCUGCAGGUAUCAUCUGACUUUCUAGAUUGAGCUGUAGCAUUUGUAAAAAUAAACUGAGCAUUGAGAGACCAAUGUGAAUGUAAAAGUUUAAGUCUAAUUCCCCACCAACUUUUCAUUCUGCACUUGUGUGAGGAGGGGAGAGGGAGUUUGUGUCAUUGUAAUCUAUAUAUGGUAAUAUAAUAUUCUGUUUUAGUUUUAUAGAUUAUAGAAGAUUUAUAGAGUCACCUUCUUUUAGCCAGUCUUAGCUGAAGCUGCAAAAAAAUUUGGCUGAAUGAGAACCCCCAUCUACCUUGUUGGGAAGGCCAACAGACAGCAAGGGCAAAGGUGCUGAAUAGUCCAUGAGCCGGACAGCCAGGAUGGGGCUGUCGAAGUCUGGAGUGAACUAUUUGGGAGGCUUUGUGUGUCUAUCCCUUUUUCUGAUCUAAACUGGUCU